AUGUGUGAUUUCCAGGAAGCUUGUCUUGAUGAAGAAAGGUUCUUGAAGCAAAAAUCCAAAGUGGAAUGGUUGCGGGUGGGUGACUCGAAUUCAGCUUAUUUCCACAUGUCGCUGAAGAGUAGGAAUCAUCGAAGCUGUAUAGAUGUUAUUACUGAUGCUAAUGGUACCUCUCAUGAGGGUGAUAAUGUUCCUGAUGCCUUAGUUAAUCAUUAUGAGAAUUUUUUGGGAUAUCAAGGUCAUGUCUCGCUAGAUCCCUCUCCUGAGUUGUUUACUAAAAAGUUAGAUACGGAAGUGGCUAGUAACAUGGUGCGGCCUAUUACACUUGAAGAAAUAAAGUCGGCAAUGUUUGCAAUUGGUAAUGAUAAAGCUCCGGGGCCUGAUGGGUUUACGGCUGCUUUUUUUAAGAAUGCGUGGGAUAUUGUGGGUAGUGAUAUAUCGAACGCGGUCCUUGAUUUUUUCAACACGGGGAAGCUUUUGAAACAAUUAAAUCAUAUGCUUCUUAUUCUGGUUCCGAAGAUCACGACUCCUUCGAGAUCAGCUUUUGUUCCGGGCCGGAAAAUAUCGGAUAAUAUUCUGCUUACUCAAGAGCUGAUGCACAACUACCAUAGGAAUUUUGGACCUCGAUGUGCUUUUAAGGUUGAUAUUCAGAAAGCAUAUGACACAGUUGACUGGGAUUCCUCACACAAGUUCUGGUGGGUUUUGGUUUUCAUUGAGUUAUGGUUCCAUAAUAAGUGUGAAAAGCAACAUAUUGUUAAUUUAUGUUUUGCGGAUGACUUAUUCCUUUUUGCGAGAGGAGAUGUAGAUUCGGCUCGGUGUAUUAUGAAUUCUCUUAAGGAUUUCUCUAAAAUGUCGGGUUUGGUUCCUAGCUCUCAGAAAAGUACGGGUUUCUUUUGUAAUGUCCCUGAUCAUGUUAAAAUGGCUAUUAUGAGUACUAUUCCCUUCAUGGAGGUGAAACUUCCUGUGCGUUACUUGGGUGUACCACUUUUAUCUACUCGCCUCCUUUAUAAGGAUUGCAAUAUCCUGGUUGAACGUUUGGAUCAGCGUAUUCACAACUGGAAGAACAAACUUCUAUCUUUUGCUUGUAGAUUACAGCUCAUUAUUUCGGUGUUGUCAGCUAUGCAUGUCUAUUGGUCAUCGGUUUUCAUUUUGCCUGCUCGGAUUAUUCAUGACUUAGAAGCAAAAAUGCGGAAUUUCCUUUGGUCUCAAGGUUCUUUUCAGCAUGGGAAGGCCAAGGUUUCUUGGAAAUCUAUUUGCGUUCCAAAGCUUGAAGGUGGUUUGGGUAUUAGACAGAUUGGUGAUGUCAAUAAGGCUCUUAUGGUUUCGCAUGUCUGGAGCAUUCUAACAAGCUGUGAGUCGCUAUGGGUUGCUUGGAUUCACUCGUCCAGGUUAAAGGGCCGUAACUUCUGGGAUUGUAAGGCUGUUCCAAAUUGCUGUUGGAGCUGGAGGAAACUUUUACAGCUUUGGUCGCUGGUUAGAGGUUAUAUUUGGUCCAGAAUUGGUGAUGGUAGACGCACAUCAGCUUGGCAUGCCAAUUGGAGUGCUAUUGGUCCUUUGAGUUCCUUCCUAUCGGCUAGAGUUAUCAUAAGGGAAGGGUUUUCUUUACAAGCAACUGUAGCCGAUGUGUCCUCUAAUGGUUCGUGGUUAUGGCCUGAUGCUUAG
This is a messenger RNA of Helianthus annuus (common sunflower), 1659 nucleotides long. RefSeq lists its product as uncharacterized. Lineage: Eukaryota; Viridiplantae; Streptophyta; Magnoliopsida; Asterales; Asteraceae. The coding region runs from base 1 to 1659 and encodes 552 amino acids. The record is from RefSeq and is a predicted model, not a curated record. The transcript has 3 exons.